Messenger RNA from Didymodactylos carnosus, 660 nucleotides. Lineage: Eukaryota; Metazoa; Rotifera; Eurotatoria; Philodinida; Philodinidae. The record is from the annotation of a GenBank genome assembly.
AUGACUACGGUAGACGGUAUUACAUGGUCAGAAAGAAUCGUUGAUAGAGGAGUGCCCCAAGGCUCGAUCUUGGGACCGUUACUGUUUUUGAUUUUUAUUGAUGAUCUUAGUGAUAAUGUUAGUGCAACAAUGCGAUUGUUUGCUGACGAUGUCUCACUCUACCGUGUUACAGAGAAAAACAAUAUUAGAAAAGUUACAGACCAAGUAAAUAAAGAUUUACUCUUAAUUUACGAAUGGUCGGUAACUUGGAAAUUGUAUUUAAAUGUUGAUAAAUGUAAAGCUAUGAUUUUUUCUACUCGUGAACGCGAUACUCUCGCUUCUUUACCACCCGUCUUGAUCAAUAAGUCGCCUAUCUCUUAUGUUGUUAAACAAAAACAAUUAGGCUUAAUUUUAAGGUCAAAUCUAGACUGGACAGCGCACGUAGGUUAUGUUUUAACUAAAAUCGCGUCGUAUCUAGAUCCAUCAACAUUUAAAGAUUUAUCUGAAGAAGACGUCGGAGAAGCUGAAGCAUUCAUAAUGCACGAAGCAAAAAUCAAACAAGAUGCCUCCAAACAAUUAUCGUUAACAGCUGCAACCACAACAUCAAUAUCUCCACUCUCAUCCUCGUGUAUAACACCAACCCAAAAAGAAAAACAUACUGGAAUGGACAUGUUAAAUUGA